Molecule: messenger RNA, 693 nt
Organism: Closterium sp. NIES-65
Lineage: Eukaryota; Viridiplantae; Streptophyta; Zygnematophyceae; Desmidiales; Closteriaceae
Source: the annotation of a GenBank genome assembly
AUGCUGGCUGGGGACCUGAACGUUGUGGAGGAUCCUGCGCUGGACAAGACAUCGCGAGCGGGCUCAAGGGGGGAGAACGACAGACUGAUGACGAUUUGCAGCAGCUUUGAUGUUCAUGAGGUGCGGCACGCGGAGCUGGUCAAAAGGUUCACGGACCACUGGCUCGCGGUUCACCUGAAGCUCAGUGCGGGGGGAGACGGGGAGUCAGGCCCGGGCCUCUGGAGACUGCCGGUGUCGCAAGCGCCACGUCCUGGGGUGCGGAAGCGGGUGGAGCAGAUUGUGCGUAAGAACAAAGAGAGAGGAGGGGACUUGGAGUCCCUAACGACGUCUUUAAGGGUGGGACUCAAGGCCUACACCGUUGAGGAGCGGAAGCGGGUGGCGGCCACGACGGCGCAUCUGGUACGGGAAGUCGGGGACCUGAGACAGAGGGUGAUGAACAAACCUUGGUGCUCACGAGCGAAGGCGCGGCUUGCGAAGGGAGAAGCCAAGCUCAAGGCGUAUGAGGACGGGAGACGCCAGAAACUGCAGGAGCAGGCGGGGGUCAAGGUUGAAAUGAACGGGGAAGCCCCCACAGAUGCAGAGGAGCUGUGCGCGCCAUGGGAGGAAGCGGAGGUCAAGCGUGCGCUGGAGGAGAUGGCGCGGGGCAAGACGCCAGGGCGCGACGGCCUCCCGAAGGAGCUCUGGGAGCUGUAG